AUGUGCAACAAAAAUAGUAUUACUGUUUCUCCAACCAAAACUAAAUCUGUUGCCAUGAAGAGGAAGAGAAAACCGACCUAUAAAAAUUCUUCUUCUUCUUUGUCGUCUUCUUCUUCAUCUUCUUCUCUUAAACCUCAUAAACGCAGGAACAGAACAAAAACAAGAAAACCUAAGUAUCUUAGUCUUCGUUUACAGCUCUCACAAACUCAAACAAACCAAACAACAACCCAACAACAACCAGAGCUGAAUCUCUUCGCUCACCACCAUUCAGAUUCCGACAUGCAAGAAGAAAACAACGUAGCUUUACUCUUCACAUCCGACGGUGGAGCAACGUUGAACGGGCUUCUAGAGGACGAAUCGACUACGCUAACAGCGACGACGGCGGAGGAGGAAGAGUCGUUAUCGGUGAUGAGGUGUCCGGCUAUAGACGGGUUGGUGAAGAAAGCGAUGAGGAGGAAGAGAAACGAUGAGGAAGAGAGAUGGGUUAGUUAUUCAGAAGUUGUGGAAGAGAAGAAGGAAAUGAUGGAGGAAGUGAAUAGUUGUGUUGGGAGUGAAACGACGUCGUUUUUUGGGUCUUUGUCUUUGAAGCUGGAUCAUGAUGGAAUAUUGAAUGCUUGGUCUGAUAAAGGAUCUCUUUAUGUUGAUGCUGCUGAUGAAGCCCCACAGACUGUUCCUGAUUUAUUCAAUGCUUCCACCCUCCUUUCCAAUGUAAUGUGGGAUGGUUAUGGGUGUGAUGUUGUUGGGAACACAUGGAAAGUUCCAGAAGGUUGUGGAGCAAACAAUAACAAUGUGAAUGUGAAGGAAGAAUUGGGUUGGAAGGUUGGGCAGAGAGAGGCAAGUUUGUUGAGAUACAAAGAAAAACGGCAAAGCAGACUCUUUGCUAAGAGGAUUCGUUACGAAGUUCGCAAGUUGAAUGCUGAAAAACGGCCUAGAAUGAAGGGACGAUUUGUGAAGAGAGAAUGA
Lathyrus sativus (Indian pea) is the source of this 963-nucleotide messenger RNA. The record is from the annotation of a GenBank genome assembly. Lineage: Eukaryota; Viridiplantae; Streptophyta; Magnoliopsida; Fabales; Fabaceae.